This is a messenger RNA of Cyclopterus lumpus (lumpfish), 859 nucleotides long. RefSeq names its product mediator complex subunit 11 (gene med11). Gene Ontology annotation, biological process: regulation of transcription by RNA polymerase II. Gene Ontology annotation, cellular component: mediator complex. The coding region runs from base 323 to 634 and encodes 103 amino acids. The record is from RefSeq and is a predicted model, not a curated record. Gene Ontology annotation, molecular function: transcription coregulator activity. The transcript has 3 exons. Lineage: Eukaryota; Metazoa; Chordata; Actinopteri; Perciformes; Cyclopteridae.
CAGAAGCGCGCAGUGGCUCUCCUUAGCUCAUUAGCUGCACUAAUACAACAUGUUAUGAUGACUAAUGUGAAAGCCCAUCGUGUUGUUUGCCGUUAGUUAGUUAGCUAGCUAGCUGAUGGAUAUAAGGAGGAGCAAUUAGCAGCUAGCUGGUGGACAUAAGGAGGAGCAAUUAGCAGCUAGCUGUGGACAUAAGGAGGAGCAAUUAGCAGCUAAAGAGCCAGCUAUCGUUCUCAGGAAGUCGGUGAACACCAAAAACAGAGCAACAAGAGGGAGUGAAUAUUGGAUCUGUUCACCAUGUGGACACAAAUAUGACUUCACAUGAAUGAAAGGUAAUAUAGUACUGGAGCUCUCCAAAGACAAACACAACGCCAGCCUGCUGGACAGACAGUUGGUCCAGUUCCAGGGCUCCGUCAACCGAGUGGAGAGCGAGCUGAGCGGCCAGAUCCGAUACCUCACCCAGGUAGCUACCGGUCAGCCUCAUGAGGGUUCCACCUAUUCGGCCAGGAAGGACUGUCAGAUGGCACUGAACAGAGCAGAGUAUGCCAAGGUCAAACUGGGAGAACUGGGACGGACCUGUGAAGUCAUGCUGGAGCAGCAGCAGCAACAACAACAGCAACAGCCGCCGCUGACAUGAGAGCAGAGAGAUGUUCACUGCAGCAUUUCACUCUAAUGACUGUAUUUGCCACCAGCCUUAACAGUUUUUCAGCAAUCUUUGUCAAUUUGUAAUACAAAUACUGAAGUACCACAAGAAACGCAAAGAAAAACUGUGUUCUCUCUAAAGUAGUUUAUGUUUUGGGUAUAUUUUGUUGUUUGUAACGUGUUUUAAGAUUCCUCUAAUACAAAGAAAGUUGAUACCAAA